This is a messenger RNA of Rhineura floridana, 3370 nucleotides long. RefSeq lists its product as uncharacterized. NCBI's taxonomy places the organism in Eukaryota, Metazoa, Chordata, Lepidosauria, Squamata, Rhineuridae. The record is from RefSeq and is a predicted model, not a curated record. Bases 1540 to 2187 code for a protein of 215 amino acids. The transcript has 6 exons.
GGCAUGUUAAGAAAAGGCUCCUUGGGUCUCCUGCUGCUGACCGUCUUUGGUGAAUUUUCCUUGUAGAGGUUUCCUGCUUUCUACUGCCGGUACCCUCGUGCCUUGUUUAACUUUGCUUUCUCAUCAGCUGAGAGGCGGGUGCGGGGCUUGCCUAUUGGCGUUAGUGCCUCAUCUUACCUACUUCCCGGGCGGGGCGUUCUUUCUGUUUGUUGCAGCCUUCCUCUUUUUCCCGCAUGUCAGCUGGGCAGCGGUGUUUGACCCGCUGCCUCGGCUUGCCGGCUGGCUCUGGCGCUGCGGCGCUGAGCCUGCACGUGGCUGCUUCCUGGAGUUCUCCCUCAUCGCCUUCCUUUUGUUGGGCCCCCUUUUCCCGCGCGUCAGCUGUGCAGCGGUUGCAGUGUUGCUUGCUAGCUCUACUGCUGCUGCGCUGAGCCUGCAUGUGGCUUUCUAUAGGACUUCUCACACUUUGCCUUCUGUUGUUGGCCCCUUUCCAUUUAUCAGCUCUUCCUGGAGCUGGCUGUUUGCAGGUGCGUUCCAGCACCAAUCCCACCCCAUUUAUUUCAGGGGCCUUCCUUGCACCCUAUUGGGGCCUUGCUAGAGUGGGUUUUAAGCAAGUGCUUUGCACAAGCAACCCCCCUUUGUGGAUGGUAACCUUCAUUAACCCCCCCUCCAUUCAGCCUGCUACAUAAUUCUUCCACCCCUUUUUGGAUUGUGGGGAGUUGGGUUGUUUACCCCUCCCCUUAGCCCCCUCCCUUAUUCCUUUUGCCUCUUUCAUGGGGGAGGUGUGAGUUGCUCACAAGGGUGGGGGGUGUCUGCUUGUUUUGUCUUAUUAAUUAAUUAUAUAUAAUAUUAUUUUAUUAUUAAAUAUAUAAAUAAAUAGAUACGUACAGGAAUUAAUUUUCAGAUAUUUCUAGAUAUAUAAUAUCAUUUUAUUAUUAUUAAAUAAAUAAAUACAUGAAUUCAUUUUAAUAUUUAUAGAUAUGUAUUUAGAUUCCCCCCGUUCCUUUUGCUUUUUUCGCGUAGGAGGGGUGAGUAGCUUGGAAGGGGGGGGUGUCUGCUUGUUUUGAUUUCUUAAAUUCUUUAUUAUAUAUGGAAUGAUUUUAUCAUUAUUAUAUGAAUAAAUACUUUGAUAAUAUAUAAAUUAAUUUUAAAAUCUUUAUAGAUAUAUGCAUAAUCAUAUAUAGAUAUAUGAAGCUUAUUCUGGCGGGUAGCAUUGCGGAUGUAGGUUUUAGAUUGAUCUUCGUUGUUGCUUAUCCCCAUAUCAUUUAUUUUAUAUACUUAGUUCUGUUUGUAUUCCUGCAUGCAUGUUUUGUAUUUUAAAAUGAUGUUCUCGAUCAUGUAGCUUCAUAAUUUGUUGCAUUUCUUAUGCAUGGAGGAAAAGUAUAGAUGCUUCUACAAUAGCGUCUCUAAAGGGCAAUAGUUUAUUUUAAGGUGAGUAUAGAAAAAUCCCACAUCUCAUAUUUCUUUUGCGUUUUUUUUUAAAAAUAUGUGAAUAGGUGUGAUUCCGAGAAAGGUAAUCUAUGCUAUGUAAGCUUAUAGGAAAUGCUCUGCAGCCAGGUGAACUCAUUGUUGUGGCGUUCUGAGCCAAGCAGAAAGGAAAUGCCCUACAGCCAGAUACAGGUACCCUCUUCAAUUGCAUCUAUUUCAUGGCAGUCUCGUGUACACUGGGCGCUGCUACCAAUUUUCUUCAGCGGCCGUUCUUUCUUCAAAGAACAGAGGACUUCCUCCUGUAGCCUGAACUGCAGAUCAAGUGUAGCAUCAGAUUUCGAAACAAGAAAGGAACACAUCAAAGUGGGAACAUGCACAGAUAGACUUCUUAAGUGCAGGGGAUUUCCUGUUGGCCUUUUACACAUAACAAAAACUGUUCAGCAUCUUCUGGCUGAUACUGUGGGCAGAAUACACCAGGCCGUGUCCGUUCCUCAACUGACAUUCUUUCCAUGGUUUUCUACACCGACAGUGCAACAGCAAAAGAAGGAUUCUCUGCAAACUACAUUGUCUUGCAAAACAGUGUAUCAUAAGAUAAACGUCAUAAAAUUGGCUGUUGAGGUCUUGGGUGCCUUUCUGCGAGACACAAAGUGCUAUUUCCCCCCUCAUGUGACUAGAUGCAUCUCUUCUCCCUGGCUUUUGAUGCUUGAGAUGUGCAUAUAUUUUUUUUGGAUCAGCUGUAGUUGUAAGCGUAAUUUGUUUUAAACUGUUUUUAAUAAUGCACUUUAUAUUGUUGUGACUUGCCCUGGGACCUAGUAAUACUUGAACUCGGGGACAUCCAAUUAAACUGAAUAUUGGAAGAUUCAGGACAGACAAAAGAAAGUACUUCUUCAGACUGCAUAAUUAAAUUAUGGAAUUCACUCCCAUAGAAGGCAGUGAUGGCCAUACUGGUCACAAUGGCUUUGUUCUGCCUCCACAGUUGGUAUCAGUAUGCCUUUGAAUAUCAGUUGCUGGGAAUCGGGGGGGGGAGUGCUUUUGCACUCAGGUUCUGCUUGCAGCGGGUUCCCCUCUGGUUGGCCAUGGUGAGAACUGCUGGACUAGAUGCGACGUUGGCCUUAUCCGGCAGGGCUCUUCUUAUAUCCUUAUAUGUGCAAAUGAACUAUCAUUGGAAUUGGUAUAAGUACAUUUUCUUGUAUGGAUACGCAGCUAUUCUACACAGAAACAUAGAAAGCUGCCUCAUCCCAAGUCAGACCACUAGUCCAUCUAGUUCAGUAUUGCCCAUAUUGACUGAUAACAGCUCUCCAGGGCUUAAGACAGAGAACAUUCCCUGUUCUAAAUCAGAUGUUCUACCACAGAGCUAUGGCCCUUUCCCGAGCUUUCCAGAAUCAGAUCAGUGACAGGCAGCAUAUAUAGCUGUAUAGAGUAUUUUCAUCUGUCUAGUCUACCUUAAAUGCAUUUCAUUACAAGGAGAAAUUAUAUCAGAUGCAUAGAAUCAUAGAUCAUAGAAUACGGCCUAUAAGGUCAAUGCAGGAAUCCAAAUCAAAGCAUUCCUGACAGAUGGCUGUCCAGGUGCCUCUUGAAUGCCUCCAGUGUAGUGGAGACUACUACCUCUCUAGGUAAUUGGUUCCAUUGUCGUAUGGCUCUAACAGGAAGUUUUUCCUCAUGUUCAGUCAAAAUCUGGCUUCUUGCAACUUGAGCCCAUUAUUCCGUGCACUCUGGGACGAUUGAGAAGAGAUCCCGGUCCUCAUCUGUGUGACCUUUCAUGUACUUGAAGAGUGCUAUCGUAUCUCCCCUCAGACUUCUCUUCUCCAGGCUAAACAUGCCCAGUUCUUUCAGUCUCUCCUCACAGGGCUUUGUUUCCAGUCCCCUGAUUUAUUUAUUUAAAAUAUUUCUAUCCCGCCCUUCUACCCUAUAAUAGGGCAGUCAGGGCAGCUUACAAAAAUAAAAU